Colletotrichum karsti is the source of this 2199-nucleotide messenger RNA. RefSeq lists its product as uncharacterized. The transcript has 2 exons. The record is from RefSeq and is a predicted model, not a curated record. NCBI's taxonomy places the organism in Eukaryota, Fungi, Ascomycota, Sordariomycetes, Glomerellales, Glomerellaceae.
UUGGAACGGCAUCAUUCUGACUUCUUCGCGUCUCUUUCCACCAUCGGGGUCGAUAUCACCGAGCUCAAACAGAAGCAUGAAUCUCGCGAGGAGCUGCUUCCCAGACAUGACACAGAAUUCACCUUCCAGGACUCAGAUCGGUACGCCCAGACGGAGCAGAGCUACAAGCCGAGAUGGUGGGACAAAGGGUACCUGCUCCAGGAGCUCUGGACUUCGUCUUGGAACAUGUAUCUAUUCCUCCUCGUUGGAAUCUGCUUCGCCAUCGGCCACCACGUUUACUAUCGGUCUCUCGAGAAGAUGAUAGUCUACAAUGAUGAGCAGCUCACCACACUGCGAUACGGAACUGCUCUUGCUUUUGCGGCAAAGGCGAGUUUGGUAGCGGCGGUGUUGCUGGCAUUCCGGGAGCAGAUCUGGUACACGUGCAGCACCAAGUUCUUGAGAGUGACAACCCUCAACGACAUGUUUGCGGCCCCGGAAACGCCGCUCUCGCUUCUCAACUUGGAGUUCCUGUGGAAAGCCAAAAUACCCGCCGCCUUGGUCUUAUACUGCUGGCUCUCCCCGCUGAGCGUGAUCCUCACGACGAGCACCCUCAUCGCGGUGCCCAGUCAGGAGGUCCACAACACGACGUGCCCGGGGGUACGCACGUUGAAUUUCAGGUUUGAGGACAACACGAACUGGAGAAACGGCGGCAAGAUCGCGAGUCUGGAUCAGCAGUCUCUGAGCUGGUGGAAUGAGACGAGCAAGGACGAGUUCGACCCCAACUUCUUCGACUAUUACACGUCCAUGAGCGACAACGCCAAGGAGCUCCUACAGGCGAGUACCUACCUGCAGCGUCCAAUCUUCGACCAAGACAACACCUUCGAGGUCUGCGAAAGGGGCUGGAACUGCACCGUCGAGAUCAGCUUCGUAGGGCCUACGUACAACUGCAGCACAAUCAGCCGGGGUGUUGGGGGCGCAGAAGGGCCGGGCUUUCUCCAGCAAGAAAAUGGAAAGUCCAUGAUCCCGUUUAACAUGAGCAUGCUCGCACCGGUCGGCAAUUUCACCUACAUCGCGCAGACGAUGCAUGGGGAGUACGCGUACCCGCAGAUGGACGCUGUCUUCAGCGGAGGCAUCCCGAAGAUGGCACCGCCGUUCCCGGCACAUCUUGGGGUCUUCCGGACGGAGCCGAUUAUCUGGAUCGGGUACGCCGAGAUGAACAAGAGCUACAACGCGACCGAGUUCCAGAACAGAACCACAGACGUCCGGAACAGCGCGGCGUUCACGCCGGUCGUCAUCGCCUGCGAACACUACGAGGCCAACUACACGGCGGAGAUCGCCUACCGAGACGGAAUGCAGAUACCUACUAUCAAAAGCAAGAAACUCAUCUCCCCAAUCAUAAAUACCACGUACGUACCGGAACUCGAGGCGAACGACGGCACGAUGGACAAGACCGUGGCCGUCCCGCAGAGCAACUACAUCUUCCCCAGAGACCUCAAAACGUACAGACGGACGGCCGGGUACCACUCCAUGGGCCUCUUCCUGCGUCGAAAGCUGAACGGGACGAUCCAGGGGGCCGGACUGAAGGAGGAUUCGCAGGUGCUGUACACCAGUCUCAUAGAUCACCGGUUUCACUUCGUCCGACGGAACAUAAUACCGCUCAUCGAGGCUUGGUACGGCAACCUGCUCAUGUCCAUGUUCGCGAGGCCGCGGUUCCAGGCGGUGGUGUGGGCGGCCAGGACGGACGAGCAGACCGGCACUCGCAAGACGGGGUUCGGCCCCGAGUCCGACUAUCUGUACAGCUGCACCCGUUCCCGACCUGCGGUGCGAUACCACUAUCGUACUCGUAUCCUAGUCAGUGUCUACGGCAUUCUGAUCUUCCUGGCGCUUCUGGGCGUCACGGCUGGUGCUGUCGCUAUUCGAAGGAAUGGUGGGGUAUCUAAAGGUACCGGGUUCUCCAACAUUGUCGAGGCAACGAGGGGGCCGACUUUGGACAGGAUGGACUGGGGAGAGGGAAAGGAAUACGGGCCUGUGAAGAUCGGGUAUGGGCUCCUCAGGACGCAGGACGGUGAUCUGAAGAGGCCUGGCGGGGAGAUUCUGGUCAGUGAACCACAGUCGAGGCGUACUAAUUCGAGAUUUGGCUUUGGGUUCGAAGGAGACGUGGAUCAAUUGAAGCCGGAGAGACGAACAUCGGAAGAAAGAGAAGCAGCAGUUGGGCCGUAG